Molecule: messenger RNA, 618 nt
Organism: Entamoeba invadens IP1
Lineage: Eukaryota; Evosea; Mastigamoebida; Endamoebidae
Exons: 2
Coding region: 1-618 (205 amino acids)
Source: RefSeq, a predicted model, not a curated record
AUGAAACCAGACACCCCACCAAAUAUCCCUCAGAUCUCUUCAGUCUUAUGCAAUGCUAUUCACACUCAGUUGUUAAACAACCCACAUACAAUUGCUUUCACUUUUGUCGUCAACGCAGAAACACAAACAGCGGAGAUCAUUUCAACAUCUAAAUUCACAACACUGUUGAACCAAGAGUUGAUAAAGAACUUCAUCCAGAUCGCAACGGCAAAUGUCGAAGAGCCACAAACACCAAAAGACGCCGUCGACAAAUUUCGCGUCUAUAAAAUCCCACUCCCACCCCCUUCAAACGAACAUCCACAAGGCCAAGGCAUUCCGUCUGUGAAAAUGGAAGAAGAACGGCCGUUCACCCCAUCACGACGGAUGACACCAAUCACACGGUCGUCGCCGCGAAUGUCUCCGGCGACACCAAAUCCAAAUUAUGCACAACUUGAGCCCGAGCUUGUGUUACCGAAACCGCCGCAGUGCACAUCGCCAAGAAGAAAUAAACGAACACCGACACCACAUAAACAGUGUUUCCAUCAAACGAUAGAUACCACUAUAGAUGACUCGACGAAACAAAAGUUAAUCAAUGUACUUGGAAAGAACCCGGGAGAUGAGUGGAAAGAACCAAAGUGA